Lactuca sativa (garden lettuce) is the source of this 1930-nucleotide messenger RNA. Lineage: Eukaryota; Viridiplantae; Streptophyta; Magnoliopsida; Asterales; Asteraceae. The record is from RefSeq and is a predicted model, not a curated record.
CUACAAUCCAUAUAGCUUUCACGGCAUCUUCCUUCAACACGUAAAAUACUAACCCUAAUUUCACUCAAGUCAAACUCGAUCAAUCCCCCCUUACGAUUAGUAAUAAUAAAAUUUACAAUCUUUUUAUUUCAUUCAACAACCGAUUUUGAUUCUGGUAGUUGUGUUAUUCAGCAAUUGGAAUUUAGUAUGGCGGUGUUGUUGGAGGAUAUAGUUAAAGCAGUAGAGGCAUGGUUAAAGAUUCUCAAGGAACCAGAACCCUACGUUGAUCCGAAUCUUGAUCCCGUUCUAUUAGUGCCUGGGAUUGCUGGUUCUAUUCUUAAUGCUAAAGAUGCUGAAACUGGGAAAGAAGAGAGGGUUUGGGUUCGGAUUUGGGAAGCUGAUCGUGAAUUCCGUGCCAAACUUUGGUGCAAAUUCGAUCCUGAUUCUGGUAAAACCGUUUCUUUGGAUCCCAACAUCAGCAUUGUUGUUCCUGAGGAGAGAGAUGGUCUUUAUGCAAUUGAUUGCUUGGAUCCUGAUAUGGUGAUUGGGCGUGAUAAUGUAUGCUAUUUCCAUGAAAUGAUAACUGAAAUGACAAGCUGGGGAUAUCAAGAAGGAAAAACUCUUUUUGGAUUUGGAUAUGAUUUCCGACAAACCAACAGACUUAAAGAAACAAUGGAUCGACUUGCUGCAAAGUUGGAAGCAAUUUAUACUGCUUCAGGUGGAAAAAAAAUAACUGUAAUUACUCAUUCAAUGGGUGGACUUCUUGUCAAAUGUUUUAUGAGCCUCCACAGUGAUGUUUGUGAGAAAUACAUUAAGAGUUGGAUAGCAAUUGCUGCACCAUUUCAGGGUGCACCUGGAUAUGUGACAUCUACCUUAUUGAAUGGGAUGUCAUUUGUGGAUGGUUGGGAGGCCUACUUUUUUGUAUCCAAGUGGAGUUUUCAUCAGCUGGUGAUUGAAUGUCCAUCCAUAUAUGAAUUAAUGGCAUGUUUGGAUUAUGAAUGGGAACAUGCUCCACUUUUACAAAUUUGGAAAGAGAUUCAAGAUAGUAAUGGAAACUCUACUGCUAUAUUGGAGUCUUUCACUCCAGUUGAAGCAGUUUCCAUCUUCACUCAGGCUCUUUCCUUCAAUGAGCUGAGCAUUGGUGGAAUAGAUAUUCCUCUUCCAUUCAACAAAGAAAUAUUGCAAUGGGCUAAUAAGACACGUGAGAUCUUGUCUUCAACUAAACUUCCACCAAAUGUUAAAUUCUAUAAUGUUUAUGGCACUGGUAGAGACACUCCUCAAUCCGUAUGCUAUGGAAGCGUAGACUCGCCCAUCUCCGACCUACAGGAAUUACCACUAUGCAGUGCCACUUAUGUGAAUGUGGAGGGUGAUGGGACAGUACCUCUAGAAUCGGCGAAGGCUGAUGGGCUGGAUGCGGAAGCUAGGGUUGGUAUCCCGGGUGAACACCGAGGAAUCCUAUGUGACAAACACCUGUUCCGGAUAGUCAAACACUGGCUGAGAGCCGACCAUGAUCCUUUCUACAACCCUGUAAAUGACUACGUGAUCCUACCAACUUUAUUCGAGGUUGAAAGGCACCAUGACAAUGGCAAGGGUAUAGAUGUAAUUUCACUCAAAGAAGAAUGGGAGCUUGUUUCGAAAGACGACCAAGAAGAAAACAAGAAUGAUAUUCAACCGAUGAUCGGGUCGAUUUCCGCUUCGUGUGAAGGAGAUGAGGCGCGUGCAACUUUGAUUGUUCAUCCUCAAAGCAAUGGGAAACAACAUAUUGAACUUAAUGCCAUGAGUGUUACUGCUGGUGGUGCAUAAGUUUGGGCCAGGCCCAGUCCGGACUUUCUGGGCCCGGUCCAAUCGUUGUGGACUUCUUGUUUCUGGUGGUUGUGUUAAUUGUUAUGUAUAUAUUUAAGUGCUUGUAAUGAGUUUAAAUGUGAAUAAAGAUGAAAGUGACGUUGGUUUA